AUGCCGGCAUGCACCUUGGACGAUAACAACAAUGGCAGCCCCUCGAUCGCCGGCGCGCUGGGCGCUCUCACGCCAGCCACAGUAGACCCCUUGCGGCAGGCGGGCGCUUCAACCACGGCGGCAGUGGCCGCUCGCUCAGCUUCAGGGGAACACGCAAACGGCGGAGGUGUGGUGACAAUCCGCGAUGCGAUCGAGGCGCUUCACGCCAACGCAUCCCUGAUUGCGUCGGCGGAGGAGCACCUGCAGCAGCUGCUGGCCAAGCAGCAGGCGCUCAUGCUGGUGCGCCUGCCGACCAGGGCCGGAUGCAGGGCGGCUCGGGCGCUCGUGUGUGCUGCCGCUGCUGCCGCUGCUGCCGCUGCUGCCGCUGCUGCCGCUGCUGCCGCUGCUGCCGCUGCUGCUGGUGAUGAUGAUGAUGAGGCGGCUGCAGAAGCGCAGCCCAGGUUGCCGCUGUGCAGCGUGCUGUUUCCUCCCGCAGGCAGCGCAGGCAAGCUGUCG
Monoraphidium neglectum is the source of this 495-nucleotide messenger RNA. RefSeq lists its product as hypothetical. The record is from RefSeq and is a predicted model, not a curated record. The annotation marks the transcript as partial. The transcript has a single exon. Lineage: Eukaryota; Viridiplantae; Chlorophyta; Chlorophyceae; Sphaeropleales; Selenastraceae.